GCGUGCCGAUCUUGAACUUGGACGGACACCGCUACCUAUACUUUGGACGAGGCUCCAAUAACGUGUGAUCAAUUGCAUUCUGUUGACGAUUAUUCCAGUCACGAUGUUCUCCUGCGGCCUGCUAAUCGCCCUUCUGGUCCUGUACGUGAUCUGGGAUGUCAACUACUUCAUCCGCUGCGUGGCCACCCUCGGCUAUGGGAUGCUGUUCCAGCGGAAGCGCAAAGUGACCGAUCAAACUUCGAUCUACGGCCUGUGCACCACUCAGGACGUGGACAUCUUCAUCCGACACAUGAACAACGCUCGCUACAUCCGUGAGCUGGACUUUGCCCGGUUCCAUUUCUACGGCCUGACCGGAAUCUACGGCAAGAUCAAGGCCAAGGGCGGUGGUGCCGUGCAGGGUGCCUCCAGUGUACGCUACCGGCGGACCAUUCCGAUCUUCAAUACCUACAAGAUCACUACCCGGUUGGUGUGGUGGGACGACAAGGCGAUCUACCUGGAGCAGCAGCUCAUCACGUUGGCCGAUGGGUUCGUCCGAGCGGUGGCCAUGUCCAAGCAGUGCAUCACCAAGGUGAACGUGUUGGACUUGAUGAAGGAGUUUCCGGGCGUGGAGAAGCAACCGGACAUGCCGGACGAACUGAAGCAGUGGUUGGAGUCGAUCGAGACCUCCAGCCAGAAGCUGCGGAAGGACAAGUAGAUCUCA
Messenger RNA from Ochlerotatus camptorhynchus, 700 nucleotides. RefSeq names its product protein THEM6. The coding region runs from base 104 to 694 and encodes 196 amino acids. Lineage: Eukaryota; Metazoa; Arthropoda; Insecta; Diptera; Culicidae. The record is from RefSeq and is a predicted model, not a curated record. The transcript has 2 exons.